Glarea lozoyensis ATCC 20868 is the source of this 2061-nucleotide messenger RNA. RefSeq names its product Protein kinase-like (PK-like). Gene Ontology annotation, cellular component: cytoplasm; nucleus. Bases 1 to 2061 code for a protein of 686 amino acids. Gene Ontology annotation, biological process: meiotic recombination checkpoint signaling; protein phosphorylation. Gene Ontology annotation, molecular function: protein binding; protein serine/threonine kinase activity; ATP binding. Lineage: Eukaryota; Fungi; Ascomycota; Leotiomycetes; Helotiales; Helotiaceae. The record is from RefSeq and is a predicted model, not a curated record. The transcript has 7 exons.
AUGACAGCCUUCGAGGAUUCUUCGUGGAAGCACUUUGCAGAGAAUGAAACCAACAAGCCAAUUGCAUAUCUUCAACUGACCGACAAAAGCACCCUCGAAACCCGAGAAAUCCCUCUCCGUCCCGGUGAAGAAAUUCUUGUUGGGCGAGACAACCGCAAAUGCAAUGUCCCGAUUGUCGACAUACAUGUUUCAAAACAGCAUUUCCUAAUAUACUCCAUUAUCUAUGAGCUCGGGAAAGAAGAAGAAUUCCCGCCUAAGGUUUAUGUUCUCGACCUCGAAUCAUCUAAUGGCACGUAUGUCAACAACCAACUUAUCGGCAUUAUGGGUAGAGAAAGGAAAGGCCGCAUACUGAAUUAUGGUGAUAUUAUCGAAAUCAAACCCUACUGGUCAUUUGAGUUUCGUCAGAGGAUGCCGCUGGUCGAGGAGUGGGACACCGAAGAAGAGGACGAUUUCGAGUAUUUCCGCGAUCGCUUCAUCGUUACGGACCGCAUCCUUGGUGCAGGUACUCACGCCGCAGUAUAUUUAGCAGAAGAUGUCCUGGAGAUGAAGCAGAUGGCUUGCAAAAUAACUACAAUACCCGCUAUAUUACGAGAUGCUCGCAAGAAAACGUCGAAAGAGUACCUCAGUGCCCGCGAAGAAUUGCGCAACGCUAGGCGCGAGAUACAGCUUCUUUCCGAAUUGAGUCACCCACACAUUGUGCAUCUUGAAAAAGCCUUUUGUUCGCAGGGUAAAAUAUAUGCCUUUUUCGAAUUAGCUGGUGGUGGAGAUCUCUACUCCUAUCUCGAAUAUCAUGGUGGAGUUCUGGAAGACUGUCAUUGCCGAGUGAUCUCAUUACAGCUUGUUAUUGCUGUUGAGUAUCUGCACUCUAAGCAAAUUGCACAUCGAGACAUCAAACCAGAGAAUGUACUGAUAACACAAACGAACCAUGGAGGACGGGUAGUAUUGACAGAUUUUGGCUAUGCAAAAAGAACAGAUCCUGAUACCGGGAGGUUGAUGUCGAACCUGGGUACUUUAGGUUAUGUUGCACCAGAAAUUGAAAAUCCCAGCGAUCCGGAGAAAGGCUACAAGCCAGCGGCGGACUUAUGGUCACUUGGUAUUUUAGCGGCAUGCCUUCUUACUGGACAUAGAUUCUGCGAGCUCAGCCAAAACGAAAUUGUUAGAGAAAUCAACAGAGAUACUUUGAAGACAAAAGGGAAUGAGAUAUCGACAACAGCAAUGAACUUUCUUCGCAGGCUAUUAGUCAUUGAACCAGACGAUCGCAUGACUGCUGCGGAAGCUCGGCACCACAUUUGGCUCACAAGACCGCGGACGGAAGCAGCCCAGAUUGAAGACACAUAUCGAAACAUAAUACGGCACUGGAAACCACGAGCAGAUAAUAUCCACGUAGUUGAGGACAUUCCCAGUCGCUCACCACCUAGACAUUCGUCAAAGAUCCGCCAGAAGAUUCCUGACACAAGCGCACCAUAUCUAGGUUUACAGCAUCGCCUCAGUGAAAAGAAGCAUCGUCCUCGACGAGAGUCGUUAAUAGAAAUACUCAAUCAAGCUGGGAUGGAGUCGGGAAAUUGGUUCGUUGAUUCCAACGAAACAAGAAGCAGAUUCUUCACAGAGAAGAAAGUCCGCGAUCAGUGUGUGAGCGGCGCAGAUAUGUUUGGAAGUAUGAAAAUAUCUCAAAAGGAAAUAAAGUAUGCAUUGGAGGAUGAGAAAUCUGUCGCGCCUUGUACUGGCAUAGGAGACGAAUCCUCUAGGAGAGCUCCAUUGGAAGAUGUGAACGACUGUGCCAUAGAAUAUGAUUCUGAAACGGAGACCGGAGAUUAUUCGAUUACACGAAGUGAUCGAGCAGAGGCGGAACCCCAAAACCCAAAGGUUGUGGAGAAGGAAGAUCUUAGCAAAAAGAGGACACGCUCGUGGGAUUCCGAAGACAAACGACUUUACAGCACAAUUUCCAAGAAGCAUCCACCAUUUGCUUCGGCUAAGGUACUACGAGAGUCUCUUACACAAAAGAAAGUAUCUGGAAAGGAAAGAGAUUCGACGGCACAAACACAGGAGAUUAUAGGGAAGUAG